GCCGUCCCGAAGCCUCCAGGCGGUCUAACGCAGCGGAACUCGAGGAAUCGAUGGCGGCGGUCUGAGUGGAGCUGGCCGGGCUCCUGCUGGCUGCUGCUGUCCUCCGGCUCUGGCGCCGCGCGACGGGAGGCGGGUCUCCAGGUCCAGGUGAUGGGGACAGCCCACGUCCUGUUUUGUUUAUUUCAAACCUUUGGGGAGCGCGUCACGGCUGCAUGACCCGGGCGGACGUCCACCAUCGGCAGUCUGUCGCCGCCGCUCAGAGUCAUAGCCAUGGACGAGUGAAGAUGGGGGACUGGAACUUCCUGGGGGGGAUCCUGGAGGAGGUCCACAUCCACUCCACCACGGUGGGCAAGAUCUGGCUGACCAUCCUGUUCAUCUUCCGCAUGCUGGUCCUGGGCGUGGCGGCCGAGGACGUGUGGAACGACGAGCAGAGCGCCUUCGUCUGCAACACGGAGCAGCCGGGCUGCAGGAGCGUCUGCUACGACCGCGCCUUCCCCAUCUCCCUGAUCCGCUACUGGGUGCUGCAGGUUAUCUUCGUGUCGGCCCCCUCGCUGGUCUACAUGGGCCACGCCCUGUACCGCCUGCGGGCGCUGGAGAAGGUCCGCCAGCGCCGCAAGGCCCUCCUCCGCCGCCAGCUGGAGCUGCUGGACGCCGCGGCGGCGGCGGCGGCGGCGCGGCGGCGCGCGGAGCGGCAGGUGAAGCAGGUGGAGCAGGGCCGGCUCAACAAGGCGCCGCUGCGGGGGGCGCUGCUGCGCACCUACGUGGCGCACGUGUUCACGCGCUCGGCCGUGGAGGUGGGCUUCAUGGCGGGCCAGUACCUGCUGUACGGCGCGCGGCUGCGGCCGCUGUACCGCUGCGAGCGCGCCCCCUGCCCCAACGCCGUGGACUGCUACGUGUCGCGGCCCACCGAGAAGAGCGUGUUCAUGGCGUUCAUGCAGGCCAUCGCGGGGGUCUCCCUGCUGCUCAACCUGCUGGAGAUCCUGCACCUCGGCUACAAGAAGCUCCGCAAGGUCUUCAGCUACGGCCCCCGCCCCCCCGGGGGGGCCGACCGGCUCCUGGACGGCCCCCACCCCGACGCCCGCUACAGGGGGUCUUCCCUGGGGUGGGGGGGGGCCCGCUCCGCCCGGAAGACCACCGUGGCCUCGGCGCCCAGCGACUACGACCUCCCGCUGGAGCGGGCGCGGUGCGGCUCCACCUGCCUCCUCCACCCCCCGCUGCCCCCCGGGGGGGCGGUCCUGGGCGACCCGGAGUGUCCGGGGUGCGGCCCCGCGGAGCGGGAGCUCUCUCCGAGCCCCCCCGGGAGCCGCCGCCUCCCCCAGGAGGGGGGGGGGGAGGAGGAGGACCGGGACACCAGUGACGCGGACCUCCCCGCACUGUGCUCCCCGAAGCGCUGCCGGGGGGCGGGGCCGGCCCCCCCGGGGUGCGCCCCCCGGAGGCAGUGGAACCGCUGCUCCACCGUGAUGGAGAGCCGGAGCUCCGACACCGACUCCUACGGCGACGCCACGGCCUCGGCCGGGGGCGGGGGCGGCCCCCCCGCCGUGUGGACCCGGGCCAAGGCCGACCGCAAGAGGCCCAGCCCCCGCCCCUCCUCCCCAGAGUCCCAGGAGGACUCCAGCGAGGGGACCCGGCACAGCCCCAGACCGCCGUCCUCCAACUGCAAGACCUCCAUGGGGAGCUGCAGUAGCAGCAGGAGGCCGGACCUCCAGAUCUGAGGCUCCAGACCCCCAGACCUGAGGCCUUCAUACCUCCAGACCCCCAGACCUCCAGACCUGAGGCUCCAGACCCCCAGAUCUGAGGCUCCAGACCCCCAGACCUGAGGCCUUCAGACCUCCAGACCUGAGGCCUCCAGACCCCCAGACCUGAGGCCUUCAGACCUCCAGACCUGAGGUCUCAGACCCCCAGACCUCCAGACCUGAGGCUCCAGACCCCCAGAUCUGAGGCUCCAGACCCCCAGACCUGAGGCCUUCAGACCUCCAGACCUGAGGCUCCAGACCCCCAGACCUGAGGCCUUCAGACCUCCAGACCUGAGGCCUCCAGACCCCCAGACCUGAGGUCUCAGACCCCCAGACCUGAGGCCUCUAGACCCCCAGACCUGAGGUCUCAGACCCCCAGACCACCAGACCUGAGGCUCCAGACCCCCAGACCUGAGGCCUCCAGACCCCCAGACCUGAGGUCUCAGACCCCCAGACCUGAGGCUCCAGACCUGAGGCCUCAGACUACCAGACCUGAGGCCUUCAGACCCCCAGACCUGAGGUCUCAGACCCCCAGACCUGAGGUCUCAGACCCCCAGACCUGAGGCCUCCAGACCCCCAGACCUGAGGCCUUCAGACCUCCAGACCUGAGGCUCCAGACCCCCAGACCUGAGGUCUUAGACCCCCAGACCUGAGGCCUCUAGACCCCCAGACCUGAGGUCUCAGACCCCCAGACCUGAGGCUCCAGACCCCCAGACCUGAGGUCUCAGACCCCCAGACCUGAUGCCUCAGACUACCAGACCUGAGGCCUUCAGACCCCCAGACCUGAGGUCUCAGACCACCAGACCUGAGGCUCCAGACCCCCAGACCUGAGGCUCCAGGUAGCAGAGAACAUUUGUAUUCAUUAGAAUAAAGUACCGGCUUGGCCACCCUGUGCCGAGUCUGGCUCCAGCCCCGCGUUUUGACAAUAGUUGUAGAACUCCGAGCCAAUCAGAUUGAAGGGCUGGGUUUGAGGGUUGGCAUGGCAACACAUGGACUACAUGUACAGCAUGGAUAAGCUAUGUUUUGGUUAAUGUGUAUUUUGUAUAUUUUUACAGCUGGUGUUUGUAAUAAAGUUAUACGUUACUUUUCCAAUCGAUAUAUUCCUCAACGGCAUAAUCCAGAAUCAUACCCUAGGCAAGAUAAGGCUGGACAAGAAGAAAUGUCUUUAUUCUCUUAUUUCACUAGAACAGUACUCGACGUGGACAUGCCGGGUGGUUCAAGUCUGGGACAUCUGAUAUAGAAUAACACUAUGGGAGAAGUGGACGCCCGGCCCAGUAUGGUCCAACCCUUGGCCUGGUCACCAACACCCCACCACCUUGGGUAGAUGUUUGACCCAUGGCUUCCGAGUCUGCAGACUGUUUAGGACUAACCUGACUCCGCCAGAUGCAUUGAUUGAC
This is a messenger RNA of Gadus macrocephalus (Pacific cod), 3130 nucleotides long. It is a transcript of the gene gja9a, whose product is annotated as gap junction protein alpha 9a. Gene Ontology annotation, biological process: cell communication. Gene Ontology annotation, cellular component: connexin complex. NCBI's taxonomy places the organism in Eukaryota, Metazoa, Chordata, Actinopteri, Gadiformes, Gadidae. The coding region runs from base 213 to 1712 and encodes 499 amino acids. The record is from RefSeq and is a predicted model, not a curated record. The transcript is spliced from 3 exons.